GCGCGGCCAGGCUCCGGCGCUGCGCGCGCAGCAUGGCGGGUUUUGGCGCCGUGCUCUGACGCAGACACCCGGAUGAAGGAGCGACGGUUCGGAGACUGGUGAGCGGCAGCGACGGUGUGGAGACUGGUUUCAGAAUGAGCUUUAAUUUUGGAAAUCCGGCUGCCGGAGGCGGCUUCUCAUUUGCCUCGCAGAAGACGGCCACGGGUGGCACUGGCGGAUUUUCAUUUGGCAACAAUGCUGGGGCUCCUCAAGGAGGCUUUGGCUUUGGAACAGCACAGCAGCCAGCAGCCGCUGCACCUGCCACCACCUCGGCCCCAAAUGCCAACAUGUUCUCAUUCACCACCCCAACUGCAACCACUGGCUUUGGUCUCCCAGUACAGCCAGCAGCAACCUCCACAGCUGGAUGCUUCCCAGUACAGCCAGCAGCAACCUCCACAGCUGGAGGCUUCCCAGUACAGCCAGCAGCAACCUCCACAGCUGGAGGCUUCCCAGUACAGCCAGCAGCAACCUCCACGGCUGGAGGCUUCCCCCUUGCAAUGAAUAAAGGCAGUUUAGGGGGCUUUGGCAGUGCAGCAGCCCCACCAGCCGCUGGCUUCUCCUUUGGUAGCAUGCAAGCCACGAGCGCUACUGCUCCUGCCACCUCUGCCUGCACUGCCACCACCGCUGGCUUCUCACUGCCUUCCGGAACCACUGCCCAGACCGUGGCGCCGUCCGGCUUCAGUUUUGGCGCUGUUCCGGCGCAACCAGUUCCAGGGGGCUUUGGACUCGGUGCUGUCUCCACAGUCCAGACGACAGCUACCACUGGAUUUGGGUUUACCGCUGCUCCAGCUGCCCCAGCUGCUCCAACCCAGACCACCGCAGCUGGGGGAUUUGGCUUUACCACUUGCACAACUCAACCACUGAGUGGAUUCAGCUUUGGCACUCCGGCUUGCACCACAGCACCUCCGAAACCGGCAGCACCCAUCUCCCUCGGAGCACCAGCGACAGGUUUUGCUUUUGGUGCACCUACGACUGUGUCAAGUGCGCCCACGGCAGCCCUUGCAUCUCAGAGCUUUUCCUUUGGUGCAAAGCCAGCAGGUUUGACCACAGGAGCUGCAAGUGUGGCCCCUGCAGCAGGAUCAUCUCUGUUUGCUUCAGUGGUGAGCUCGGAUCCUUCCACCUCUUCCCUGACCACUGGCUUCCCAUUGACAACUUGCACCAGUUCAGUUCCAGCUGCCUCAACAUCGGCUCCAUUUGGCUUCAAGCCAACAGGCGCAGCCUUGCCUGUGACCACAGCCACCACCUUGGCUCCCACCACAUCUGCCAUUGCUGCUACCACAAGUACCGGCUUUUCUCUGGGCCUGAAGACGCCGGUAAGUUUCUCCAUGACACCAGGUCCCACUGGGGCAGCUGCAAAUGUCAGCACCGCAGCAACCGUUCCCACCACUGCUGUUUGCACCACUGCAGCUACCAGUGCAAUCAUCAGCAGUGCUGCCACCACAAUCAGUGCCUCUCCAGUUAUGUCGUAUGCUCAGCUGGAAGGUCUGAUCAACAAGUGGAGUGUGGAGCUGGAGGACCAAGAGAAACAGUUUCUGCACCAGGCCACACAGGUCAAUGCCUGGGACCGAAUGCUGAUAGAAAAUGGAGAGAAGAUCACAGCCUUACAUCGAGAAGCAGAAAAAGUGAAACUGGACCAGAAGAGAUUGGACCAAGAGCUCGACUUCAUCCUGUCCCAGCAGAAGGAGCUGGAGGACCUGUUGGCGCCGCUAGAGGAGUCAGUCCGUGACCAUCACGGCACCAUUUACCUGCAGCACGCUGACGAAGAACGAGAGCACACAUAUAAAUUGGCAGAGAAUAUUGAUGCUCAGUUGAAGAGGAUGGCCCAGGAUCUGAAGGAAAUUAUCCAACACCUGAAUACCAGUAACAGCUCUUCAGAGAUCAAUGAUCCGUUGCAACAAAUUUGCAAGAUUCUCAACGCUCACAUGGAUUCACUGCAAUGGAUAGAUCAGAGCUCAGUCCUGUUGCAGAAGAAGGUGGAGGAUGUUUCGAAACAGUUUGAAGUGCGACGGAAGGAGCAGGAACGAAACUACAGAAUUACGUUUGACUAAACAUUGAUACUGCUUCCAAAACCUCUAUCCUUUAUCAAAAAAAAUAAAGAAUAUCAUUAUCACUUCA
Molecule: messenger RNA, 2154 nt
Organism: Amblyraja radiata (thorny skate)
Lineage: Eukaryota; Metazoa; Chordata; Chondrichthyes; Rajiformes; Rajidae
Gene: nup62l
Product: nucleoporin 62 like
Exons: 14
Coding region: 135-2087 (650 amino acids)
Biological process (GO): RNA export from nucleus; protein import into nucleus
Cellular component (GO): nuclear pore; nuclear pore central transport channel
Molecular function (GO): structural constituent of nuclear pore; phospholipid binding
Source: RefSeq, a predicted model, not a curated record